CCUACCCAUUACUUACCGCGACAGGUGUAUUUGACGAUCGUGCCACGAAAACUAAUCGAAAGUUUAUUAAUUUAUUUCUCUUAAUUACUACUCUGCAAAACUCUUACGGUUCUCUUCUGAUUAUCUAUGUCGAUUACAACAUUGUAAUUGUAGAUAAAUAUUACUAAUACUCUAGAGAUAGCGAUUUUUCUUCAAUUCGCGCUUUGCCUUGGGAAGGUCGCGAUGAAAAUGCCGCUGAGGAAUUUAAAAAAUUAAAUCAGUCGCGGUUCGCAGCAGAUUGCAAAAAAAAAUUAACUGACCUCUAGUAGUAAAUUUAAAUAACAGUAGCUACACUUUAUGGUUAAAUAGGCAUACAAUAAGCGCAAAUUGUCCCUGGUCAGACCGCGAUAACGCGCUGGGAGAGUAGUUGUGAUUUUUUUUCCUUCGUGUGGUGCUGUUAAGGAUCGACAAAAUGAAAUUUCGGUCAAACAAAGUACUUCGCAAGUUAGGAGCUGCCGUAUUGAUUUUAGCCAUAAUCCUAUUGAUUAUUGGUCUGGUGAUAUAUUUUACUCAAACUCAACCAACUAUAAAAGGGUCAGUUGUGACGAAUGGCUAUGGUUGUUCCGAUAUCGGAAUGUCGAUUUUCGCUAAAGGGGGUAACGCGGCGGAAGCCGCCAUCGCAACCCUCUUCUGCGAGGGCGUGUCUAUGCCCCAAAGCAUGGGGUUGGGGGGUGGAUUCCUGCUGACGAUCUAUACGAAGAGGACGGGCGAGGUGUGGUCGUUGGACGCCAGGGAGGUGGCACCCGGCGCCGCCACCGAAGAUAUGUUCAAAGGGAACUCUUCGCUUUCACAGAGAGGAGGGACGUCUGUUGGCGUGCCGGGAGAACUUCUGGGGUACUGGUACUUGUACGAAAAGUUUGGCGGUAACGUACCUUGGAAGGAUCUGGUUCAACCCACGAUAGAUCUAUGCAAGAACGGGGUGUACGUCACGAAGUUCUUGGCAGGUAUCUACAAGAGCAGGAAAACCCUGCUAUACGCCGAUCCCGUUUUAAGGGAUAUUUAUAUCGAUCCAGAGACUAACGACACCUAUGUCGAGGGACAAUACGUAAAAAGACUGAGACUAGCGAAGACUUUGGAAACCAUUGCUUCAGAAGGAGGAUACGCGUUACACAACGGCACUAUGACGGAAGGUUUUGUUAAAGACAUCCAGGACCACGAUGGUAUCAUCACCGUUGAGGACAUGAACAGUUACAGACCAGACUGGCAAGAACCCAUCCAAGCGUCGCUGUUGAACAACCAGACUCUGUAUACGGCCCCGCUACCGGGGUCUGGAAUAAUUUUAACGUUCAUUCUGAACAUUUUAAGUAACUUCAUCGACGUCACCGAAUCGAUGUCUGUCACCACACACCAGAGGAUCGUGGAGAGCUUCAAGUUUGGAUACGGAAAAAGGACUCUGCUGGGGGAUGCGAGGUUUCUGGAUAUCGACGAUGUGGUGGCCGAACUGACGUCAAAGGAGCACGCCGAACAGAUAAGGGAAUCUAUCUUCGACUUCCAGACUUUCCAAGAUCCUGCUUACUAUGGAGCGAAUACCACGAACGUUGAGGAUCAUGGCACCGCCCAUAUAUCGAUUUUGGCACCAAAUGGCGAUGCAGUUUCCGUCACGAGUACCAUAAACUUUCUUUUCGGCGCCGGCUUUGCGUCAGACAGCACAGGCAUAAUCCUGAACGACGAAAUGGACGACUUCGCCUCUCCCAAUAUUACCAGCGGUUUCAACAUACCACCCUCUCCAGCCAAUUACAUCGCCCCGGGAAAACGCCCGCUGUCCUCCAUGUGCCCUUCGAUCAUAGUGGACCAAUAUGGGGACGUCCAGCUGGUCACCGGAGCUGCGGGCGGAACAAAAAUCACCACCACGAUCGCCUUGAUAAUCAUAAAGCACCUGUGGUAUGGAACGGACUUAAAGACUGCCGUUGAUGAAAAGAGGUUCCAUCAUCAACUGUUUCCGAUGUCGAUCUCAUUCGAGGGCCUCUACAAAACUGAGGGCAUCGAUAUAGUGGAAGGACUAAGUGUGAUAGGGCAUAGGUACAACAUCACCGAUGAUGACGGAUUCGCAGCCGUAACCUCGAUAUCUAGGAAGAAUGGAAAUGCGAAUCAAGUUACAGGAGCCUACGACAGGCGAAGAACUGGAUCUAUUUCGUAUUUAUAUUGAUAAAAAAAAAUCCGUCCUUAAUUUAUUUCGAUUGCUGUUAACGAUUGUACCUAUGUAUUUAAUAAAUUAUUUUACUACUUA
Anoplophora glabripennis (Asian longhorned beetle) is the source of this 2266-nucleotide messenger RNA. RefSeq names its product glutathione hydrolase 1 proenzyme. The transcript is spliced from 10 exons. Gene Ontology annotation, cellular component: plasma membrane. Gene Ontology annotation, biological process: glutathione catabolic process. Bases 452 to 2185 code for a protein of 577 amino acids. The record is from RefSeq and is a predicted model, not a curated record. Lineage: Eukaryota; Metazoa; Arthropoda; Insecta; Coleoptera; Cerambycidae. Gene Ontology annotation, molecular function: glutathione gamma-glutamate hydrolase.